AGGAUCCGAGCCACAGUGAACAGCCAGGAGCAGAAGAGGCUGCUGAUGGACCUGGACAUCUCCAUGAGGACAGUGGAUUGUCCCUUCACUGUCACCUUCUACGGGGCACUCUUCAGAGAGGGAGAUGUGUGGAUUUGCAUGGAGCUGAUGGAUACCUCACUGGACAAAUUCUACAAACACGUCAUUGACAAAGGCCUGACGAUCCCCGAGGACAUCCUGGGGAAAAUCGCCGUCUCUAUUGUAAAAGCACUAGAACAUCUCCACAGCAAGCUCUCUGUGAUCCACCGAGAUGUAAAGCCCUCUAACGUGUUGAUCAAUACGCAGGGGCAGGUGAAAAUGUGCGACUUUGGCAUCAGCGGGUACCUGGUUGACUCUGUGGCUAAAACCAUGGAUGCAGGAUGCAAACCCUACAUGGCUCCGGAGAGAAUCAACCCAGAGCUGAACCAGAAGGGAUACAGCGUCAAAUCUGACAUCUGGAGCCUGGGCAUCACCAUGCAACAUCCUUUCUUCACCCUGCACGAAUCCAAAGAGACAGACGUCGCCUCUUUUGUCAAGCUCAUCCUGGGAGACUGAGAACUGGACUUGGGGAAGAAUUGCCCUUCUGUGGACUGGUGGGUGCAGGGGAGGGCCACGUGGCAGGACUUGUCAUGGAAGCACCAACAGAAAGUGGGUUUGUUUUGCUUUGGUUUGGUUUUAUUCUGAGAAACCCCCGCCCUGCCUGAGUUUUUUGAAAGGGUUCUUUGGUAUCCAUAGUGACAUAGAACGAGCUGGUUAGUGGGAAUGAAUUUUAAUGAGGUUGGUAACCUUAAAACAAAAAACAAAACAAAACAACAACAACAAAAAUUUUUUUUUGAAUGAGUGAUUUACAUAUUUAAUGAGGUUCCUCUUCCUAACUUGCUCCUCAUCCCCCUUCCCUUCCCCCUGAACCAGAAUUUGCUUUGUCAUGGUAAUAGGUGCUAUGGUAGUCAUGAAGUUGUAUGUAGAUUUAUAUUUUGUCCCUUCCAUUAUUUUAAUAUUUAUGUUAAGUGCUUGAUGGAAUAGAUUUCUGUUUUAUAUGAG
This is a messenger RNA of Zonotrichia albicollis (white-throated sparrow), 1059 nucleotides long. The record is from RefSeq and is a predicted model, not a curated record. NCBI's taxonomy places the organism in Eukaryota, Metazoa, Chordata, Aves, Passeriformes, Passerellidae.